GUAGUAUGAGGCCCAUGUUUCCCAGCCCAAAUCGAAUGACGGUGCAAUGACUCCUUCACGAAAAAUUCGCAUUAUUUAUUUCCAUAAUCUCAAAUUUGCACAAGCAUCAAACCCUCGCGCCCUAAAUUCGAUAGCAUAAACCAGAGUCCUCUAUUAUGCAGGUAUUUUAUACUAUUAUCUGAUUACGGAGAAUAAGGGAGGAUAGUAUGGCUGAAGAGAGAGCAGUUCAUCCGGAUUGCAGAAAUGCGUCGAAUCUAUAUCACGAAUGUAGUGAUUAUUGCUUCAGAGUUAUUGCUGAAGCGAACCUGAACGCGAAUGCAGGCGUGGAUGCUAAUUAUCAGGAGCCAAGGCUGGUGGCUGGGCCAGAUCAGCAAGAAGAACAGGAUGCUGGAAAUGAUGCCCCCAAGGAGCAUUCUGAUGGGGAGGUUGAUGGGAAUGGUGAUGAUGCUUUAGUUGAUUUUGCAAAUCUCACAGGAAGGCAGAAGAAGCUAUUUGAACUGAGAAUGAAAAUGAAUGAGGCAAGAAAAGCCAAUCAGACUGCCAUGGUGGCAGAGAAGAAAAAAAUGGAAGCUCCAACAGAAGCUAGAGGAGUUUCCAAGCAGAAAUGGCUCGAGGAGAGGAAGAAGAAAAUUGGAAAACUUUUGGAUGCUAAUGGCUUGGAUAUGAGCAAAGCGUAUAUGCUUGAUACACAAGAGAUGGCGGAGUCGAAGUACAAAAAGUGGGAGAAAGAGCCUGCCCCUGCUGGGUGGGAUGUUUUCAAUCAAAAAACUCUAUAUGAUGCUCAUAACAAAAGGACCAAAAACAUUGUGGUAGACCUCGAAGCGUACAACCGACAAAAAGAGGAGGAUCCUGAAUUCUAUCGAGGGGCUUCCAGUCUUCAAUAUGGAAAGACGCCAAACAUCCCAGCCGAGAAGAUUGAUAAAAUGGUCAAAGAGCUUACAAGCAGGGAGGAUAAAUCAAGGUCCUUCAGUAGGAGGCGCAAGUAUCGUGAAGAAAAGGAUAUUGACUCAAUCAAUGACCGUAAUGAGCACUUCAAUAAAAAGAUCGAGCGAGCCUUUGGGAAGUACACUUUGGAGAUCAAGAACAACCUCGAGCGAGGUACAGCUUUGCCCGACUAAGGUACUGAUAUAUUACCUCCCCUUUUGUCAUGGUGUGUGCACUAUAUGUAUUUCUGCAUUUGACACUUCACCUUAUCUUAAGUAAGAGAUGUAAAAUAGGAACUAAUAUGUGUAGUAAAAACAAGUUUCAAGCUACUGUCUACGUGUACCAUUUAUGUUUUCUACUAUUGCCUGAAAUUGGCACUAAACACCUCCCACCUUGAGAGAGAGAGAAGGCAGAAUUGCGUGUCUGCUUAUGUUUCUCCUCUUUCCUGCUAUAAAUUGUAAGAUGUAGCAGACUGCAACCACAAAACAACAUCCUUUCUUACC
Salvia miltiorrhiza (redroot sage) is the source of this 1427-nucleotide messenger RNA. RefSeq lists its product as uncharacterized. The record is from RefSeq and is a predicted model, not a curated record. Bases 207 to 1118 code for a protein of 303 amino acids. Lineage: Eukaryota; Viridiplantae; Streptophyta; Magnoliopsida; Lamiales; Lamiaceae. Gene Ontology annotation, cellular component: Prp19 complex; post-mRNA release spliceosomal complex; catalytic step 2 spliceosome. The transcript has 6 exons.